Molecule: messenger RNA, 1350 nt
Organism: Stegodyphus dumicola
Lineage: Eukaryota; Metazoa; Arthropoda; Arachnida; Araneae; Eresidae
Biological process (GO): DNA integration
Molecular function (GO): nucleic acid binding
Source: RefSeq, a predicted model, not a curated record
UAAUGAAUAAUCUUAAGAAUUUAUUCAUUUAUAUAAGUUCUAUUUUUCUUAAUUUGACGCAGACGAUUUUUAUACUAAAGUAGGUGAUGCUUUAGUAUGAGUAAUACAUAUGACAGAAGGAAGAUUUGGAAAGGAAAUAAGAUAUUACUUUUGAACAUGAAAUUCCCAGAAAAGUUAUGGUCUAUCAUAAAUGAAAGUAAUUCUGAUGCAAUAAGAUGGGGUUCUACUGGAGAUACUCUGAUUUUGAAAUAUCCGAAAUUCCAAGAAGAAUUCCUUAAUCGAGAUGAUGUUUUUAAAACUAGGAAUAUUGCAAGCUUUGUGAGACAGUUAAAUCUCUAUGGAUUUCGCAAAGUGAAUCGUUAUAAUGAAGAUCUUCAUGAAUUCAAGCAUCCUUUAUUCAUGCUGGACCGAAGGGAUUUAUUGGAUUUAAUAAAAAGAAAGUCAGGAAACGUUUUUAGAAAACAUGUUACUAAAGUUUCAAAAACCAGGAAUUUCACGCCUGUAAAAAAAUAUCAAGCAUUUAAAGAUUCAGAAAACCAAUGUGAUGAAGCAAAUUUGAAUACUGGAAAAGAAAAACAAAGGUUUACUUUAAAUCCUUUACCGGAACCAAACAUCAUGCACUCAGGUAAAGAUGUUUGGUGGAGUAAUAUUUCCCCUAUUCCCUUGCCUUCUUAUCUAACUCAUCCUUACUAUCAUAAUGAUAUAGCUACUCAAGGUUGGGUACCCGCUGAUGCCAACUUUUACAAAUCUCAGAAUCGAAAUAAUGGAAGUCCAUUAAAGAAGGAUAUAAAAAGAGAUCAUACUUAUUAUGAUAAUGCUAGUAUACAAGAAGACUAUGCUAACACACCCAAUGGGAACAGAAAUAUGUAUUUUAUGUUUAUGCCUGGUUACGCACCUCCGCAUAAUCUUAACAUGUACCCUAGUCCAGGAUUUUACAGUGGAGUUCUUCCUGUCCCAGGAAUGCCUUUACCUUUACUACCUAAUAACAAGAAUAGUGAAAUGUAUGGAAACGGAGUUUAUAAAAAUUGAGUGCAGCAGAAAUAGUAAUGUAUUAAAGUGGCUAAUGGCGCAUUUGGCAUUGUGCUUACUUUUGGAGCUAAUUCAUAUGUAUUACGAGAGUGAAAAAGAUUACCAGAUUUUAAAGUACUUUUUAUUUAUUGACCGUGAAAAUUUAUUGGAAAAAGUCGGUUAGUAAUAGAAUUUCUCUUCCAAAAAACGUUAUGAGAUUAAUUUUAUUUUUUGUUUUCCACUCUAAGUAAACUGUACUUCAGAUUUUUAUUGUGUGGAUACUGAAAGAAUGAUAAUAAUCUGUAACAUAUGUUUAAAAUUCAAAUAAAAGCUUAACUAAUU